AUGUUGGCCUCGUCCGACGAGAUCAAGGUUGCCCCUCACGACUCUCACUCCCCCGAUACACAGACAGCCGAGCUAGAAGACCGGUUCGAAGUCUUCAAGAAGGGAGAUGGCCAAGUUGAUUUCCGUACCGUGAGCUGGAUCCGGGCGGGUGUGAUCUUUCUGAAGAUCAUCUUCGCAACGGGUGUGCUCUCUAUUCCAUCACUGAUGUAUGAACUGGGCGCGUUUCCUGGCGCCGUCAAUGUCGUCGGCUGGACUCUCCUGAACACGUACUGCGCCAUCGUCCAGGGCAAUUUUCGCAACAAAUAUCCGGGCUGCCACUCUAUUGCCGACAUGGCUCAGAUUGUCGGCGGCCCCCUUUUGAAAGAGCUCUGCGGUGUUCUGUUCACCAUUAGCUACGUGAUUGUAGCUGCCUCGGGCAUUAUCGGUGUCUCGACCGCGCUCAAUGCGCUGUCACUACACUCCAUCUGCACCGUUUGGUUUUCAUUUAUUGCGACCGUGAUCAUCGCUGGCUGUGCGAGUGUUCGCAAGUUUUCUCACAUUGGCUGGUUGACGUGGGUUGGGUUCGCCAGUGUCUAUAUUGCGGUAUUCAUCAUUGUAAUUGGUGUCACGACGAGGGAUCGACCCGCCGCUGCACCACAGACAGGCGAUUUCGAUCUGGGCUACCGAGUCAUCGGCAAUCCUAGCUUCACCACGGGAAUCACUGCAGCAGCAACAAUCUUUGUGUCUAGCGCAGCGACAUCUGCAUUCCUGCCCGUGAUCUCCGAAAUGCGUAAGCCGAAGGACUACCCGAAGGCUGUCUAUAUGAGUAUGAGUCUGGUGACCGCGUCCUACCUGACUUUCAGCCUGGUCAUCUACGCCUGGUGUGGCAAAUGGAUCGCGUCGCCAUCACUCGGCAGCGCAGGUACAACAGUAAAGCGGGUCGCGUACGGCAUCGCAUUGCCGGGCCUGAUCAUCAGUGGUUGUCUGUACGUGCAUGUCGCGGCGAAGUACAUUUUCGUCCGAAUCCUGCGCAAUUCGCGACAUCUUCAGGCGAAUACGGUCGUCCACUGGGGUACUUGGUUGAGUUGCACCCUUGGGAUGGCUGCCAUCUCUUUCAUUCUGGCUUGUGCCAUUCCCAUUUUUAAUUAUGUGUUGGCCCUGGUUGGCAGCCUCUGCUUUGCGCCGCUGGCUAUCAGUCUCCCAGGGUGGCUCUGGUUGUAUAGCCAUUCCGAGUAUUUGAAAGGGAGUAUGUGGCGCAAAACAGUGUAUGGACUGCACAUACUGUUGGUAUUGCUCGGACUGUUCAUGACGGUGGGCGGCACAUAUGGGGUGAUUAUUCAAAUCAACGAGGCGUAUCGAGAUGGGCAGAUCUCGUCGGCAUUUUCCUGCGCCGACAACAGUGGGUCGGUGGGGACCUAA
Penicillium argentinense is the source of this 1398-nucleotide messenger RNA. Its product is annotated as putative neutral amino acid permease. Gene Ontology annotation, biological process: amino acid transmembrane transport. Gene Ontology annotation, cellular component: vacuolar membrane. Lineage: Eukaryota; Fungi; Ascomycota; Eurotiomycetes; Eurotiales; Aspergillaceae. Gene Ontology annotation, molecular function: amino acid transmembrane transporter activity. The transcript is spliced from 3 exons. The coding region runs from base 1 to 1398 and encodes 465 amino acids. The record is from RefSeq and is a predicted model, not a curated record.